This is a messenger RNA of Ananas comosus (pineapple), 1908 nucleotides long. Its product is annotated as UDP-glycosyltransferase 73C1-like. The record is from RefSeq and is a predicted model, not a curated record. The transcript has a single exon. The coding region runs from base 311 to 1810 and encodes 499 amino acids. Gene Ontology annotation, molecular function: UDP-glycosyltransferase activity. NCBI's taxonomy places the organism in Eukaryota, Viridiplantae, Streptophyta, Magnoliopsida, Poales, Bromeliaceae.
AUUAUUCAGCUGUUUUAAGUGAGAGGAAUCAUCAGAUAUUAGACAAUACGACAGAGAUAUAAUAAGGCAUCCAAAAGGAUAACAGCAAGAACAAGGGCCACAAAAGGCUUAGCAAGAAAACUCCUUGUUGAAAACGCUAAGCUAAAUUGCAUAAAUAAUGUCAUUCACAAAAAGACUAGAGCAGAAAAGACCAAAUAAGAAAAGCAGUGUUCCACCAUUCUAGUCCUCUAUAAAUUGAUGAAUAGGAGAACUAUAGAAGCAAUAUCCGAGUUAUCAUAUAGAUAGACCACCAACCAUUUACAAACUCAAAAUGACCAACCAAUUUGCCAUGAACGGUUUAAGCGAUCAGAAGCCACACUUCGUUCUGGUCCCUUUGAUGGCCCAGGGCCACAUGAUCCCCAUGAUUGACCUUGCGCUGCUGCUAGCUAAACGUGGCGUGCUGGUCAGUCUUAUUACCACUCCUUUUAAUGCAUCUCGAAUCCAAACCACCAUCAACCAUGCUAAAGAAUGCUGCCUUCCUAUCCAAUUUGUUGAGCUCCCAUUCCCAGGUGCAGAAUUGGGACUACCUGAUGGGUGUGAGAACCUUGAUGUUGUGCCAACAAUGGAUCUCAUGGUCAAUUUUUUUCAAGCAAUUGCACUUCUUCAAAAGCCAUUGGAGUUAUAUUUAAAAGAGCAUGUAUCAUACCCAAAUUGCAUUAUAUCAGACUUCUGCCACCCUUGGACCAAUAAGGUAGCCAGCAAUCUUCAGGUCCCUCGGCUUAUAUUCUUUAGUAUCUGCUGCUUCACCCUCCUGUGCGAUCACAACAUUUCCAAGUACAAGGUCUAUGAUGAUAUCACUGAUGAGAAUGAGCCCUUCAUUGUGCCAGGAUUGACUGAAAAGAUUAAGGUGACCAAAGCUCAAGCACCAGGGUUUUUUUCAGCACCUGGCUGGGAAGAGUUCGCCAAAGAGCUGCGAGAGGCUGAGAUGGCGGCCGAUGGAAUAGUGGUGAAUAGCUUUGAUGGUUUGGAAGCUUUGCAUAUUGAAAGCUACCAAAAUGCCAUGGGUAAGAAGGUAUGGACAGUUGGCCCACUUUUUUUUUACCACAAAGAUGCCAGUUAUACGGCCACAAGAGGAGACAAGGCAACCAUUGAUGCAAACAGAUGUCUAGGUUGGCUUGAUUCAAUGAAACCUAAAUCAGUUGUUUACGUAAGCUUUGGUAGUCUAACGCAUGUCAAACCUACCCAACUUAUGGAGAUAGGGCUCGGAUUGGAAGCCUCAAACCAGCCAUUUGUUUGGGUGAUCAAGAACAUUGAAAAAUCUCAAGCCGUAGACGAAUGGCUAUCAGAAGGGUUUGAAGAGCGGGUUAGUGCAAGAGGUCUUCUAAUUAAAGGGUGGGCCCCGCAAGUGAUGAUCCUAUCACAUCCAGCGGUUGGGGGUUUCAUUACUCACUGCGGGUGGAACUCGACAAUUGAAGGCAUCACUACUGGCAUACCAAUGGUGACAUGGCCUCAAUUUGGUGAUCAGUUCCUGAACGAGAGGUUGGUUGUGGAUGUUCUGAACAGUGGAGUACCUAUCGGGGUUAAGGAGCCAGGCAUGUUUGGAGACGACAAUAGAGUACCUUUUGUUGGAAGGGAUGAUGUAGAGAAGGCUGUGAGCAUGCUGAUGGAUGAAGGGAAGGAAGGGCAAGCGAGAAAAGAGAGAGCAAAGAUUCUUGGAAAGAAGGCUGUGGAGGCUAUGAAAGAAGGGGGUUCAUCUCAUGCGAACAUGACUCACAUGAUCGAAUAUUUCUCCAUAAAUGUUGAGAAGAGCAUGGCACAAGUAGCACUUUAGAGAAGGGAGAGAGUGCGAAGCAAAUAGAGUUAUUUUCUUAUUGCAUGUCUUUGAUUUGAUCCAAGAAUCAAUACAAACUCCCAAAGGAAUUAAAACUA